Messenger RNA from Myxocyprinus asiaticus (Chinese sucker), 2366 nucleotides. RefSeq names its product phosphate cytidylyltransferase 2, ethanolamine (gene pcyt2). Gene Ontology annotation, molecular function: ethanolamine-phosphate cytidylyltransferase activity. The transcript has 13 exons. NCBI's taxonomy places the organism in Eukaryota, Metazoa, Chordata, Actinopteri, Cypriniformes, Catostomidae. Bases 104 to 1312 code for a protein of 402 amino acids. The record is from RefSeq and is a predicted model, not a curated record. Gene Ontology annotation, cellular component: cytoplasm. Gene Ontology annotation, biological process: phosphatidylethanolamine biosynthetic process.
AUCAACAUUGCGCACAUUCUCUUGCCAUCUGGGAAGGUGAAUUUACCGGUUUCCGGAUAUAUCGGUGUUUUACAGCUGAUCUGAGAGUUUAUACGCAUAAAACAUGAUCAGAAACGGAAACCAUGCGGUGGAGGAGGAAGACAAAGCAGAGAGCAGUUCCUCUAGCCGGGGAGGGUCAGCCUGCAGCGCGGAGAAGAGGAAGCGGGUGGUCCGGGUGUGGUGUGACGGUUGCUAUGACAUGGUGCACUAUGGUCAUUCUAACCAAUUGCGGCAGGCCAAAGCCAUGGGAGAUUAUCUCGUAGUGGGAGUUCACACAGAUGAGGAAAUAGCCAAGCACAAGGGUCCUCCGGUGUUCAUGCAGGCUGAGCGUUAUAAAAUGAUCCGGGCGAUAAAAUGGGUGGAUGAAAUCGUAGAGGGGGCGCCGUAUGUCACCACGCUGGCAACGCUGGACAAAUACAACUGUGAUUUCUGCGUGCAUGGAGAUGACAUCACCUUAACCGUAGAUGGAAAGGAUACUUAUGACGAGGUGAAGAGAAUGGGCAGAUACAGGGAGUGCAAACGCACACAGGGAGUGUCAACGACAGACCUGGUGGGUCGUAUGCUCUUGUUGACAAAAGCGCACCACAGUAACAUUGAUAACACAGCCUACCAACUGCACACAGAUAACUUUGGGAAGGGCCCUAAAGGUCAUAGUCCUUGGACUGGCGUCUCUCAGUUCCUUCAAACAUCUCAAAAAAUCAUCCAGUUUGCCUCAGGAAAAGAGCCAGAGCCGGGAGACACAAUCAUAUAUGUGGCCGGCGCUUUUGACCUCUUCCACAUUGGUCAUGUGGAUUUCCUAGAGACCGUUCACAAACAAGCAAAGAAGCCUUACGUCAUUGUCGGAUUGCAUUUUGACCAGGAAGUGAACCGCUACAAAGGGAAGAACUACCCCAUCAUGAAUGUUCAUGAGAGAACUUUGAGUGUGCUGGCCUGCCGAUAUGUUUCAGAGGUUGUGAUUGGGGCCCCAUACGCAGUAGGCAAAGAUCUUCUGGAUCAUUUUAAGGUGGAUCUGGUGUGCCAUGGAAAGACGGAGGUGGUUUCCGACAGAGACGGGACAGACCCGUAUGCAGAACCGAAGAAUCGAGGUAUCUUCCGUGUUCUGGACAGCGGUAACAGUCUCACCACUGACGACAUUGUGCAGAGAAUCAUUGAGAACAGGCUGCAAUUUGAGGCCAGAAACCAGAAGAAAGAAGCUAAGGAGAUGGCUGUUAUCGAGGCUAUGAAGCAUAAAGAAGAUUCUGUGAAGACCGGAGGACCUCUGACGAAUAAUUAACCGUACUGAACUGUCCAAACCGAACAAAUCAAAGGCUUCAUCUUAGAACCAAAAAUAUGACCCCAAAACCCUUUGGCCCACUCCAAACCUUGACUUAACUGCUCCACUCUUAACGUUUUUUUAAAUGUCUAAACCAACUGCGCAUUUAAAUGAAGAUGAUGGAGCAACAAGGACUUGUUUUAUAAAUCGUACGACACUUAUUUGAUGACAGAAGCACUUUGUUGUGCGGAGAGAGCUGAUAUGGUACAGUAUCUAUAAAUGGGUUGGCAUAGACGUUCUCUUGGAAUGAGAGAGAAACAUUCAGCAAAUUAUUUGUGGUGUUUAUGAAGGUAAUGGGAAGAUUGUGUCAUUUCAAUGCUGUUUUUAUUUAUUCGUGAUCCAUCAAGAAAUGUUUGAUGAACAUUUUUCUAAAGUGUUUUUUACAUUAGUAUGCAUACUUGAAACAGUCAAAAAGCUUUUUAGGAUUUUACUUUGGGAUUUUUUAUUUUUUCUGGUUUUGUCUUGCUGUUAACUUCCCCCACCCGAGUGAAAGUGACAUGUCAAAGUCACAACCAGAUUCGUGCUGUACGACUCUCUCAGCUGUUUUAACAGUUUUAAUGAGCAACAUUAAUAUUCAUUACGUAUGUCAUCAGAGUGUAAUUUCUGUCAAUAUCAGCUGUGGUUAAACCCAGUCAAACUUUUAAAACUCUUUGCUUAUAUAGUUUAUGGAUCUUGUUUUUAUGCAGUUUGACAUUUUAUGCUUUGUAAUGAAUGUCAAGGCACCUUGCAAUUGUAGCAUGUGUUAUUUACUGCACAUUCAGAGUAAAUUGCUGAGAAAAUGUAUGUGACACUAAUUAAAUAUCUCUACAUUGUAGAUAUAAGUAGAAAUGUUGAGUGACCAAUUCUGAAUGUACCUGUUAGAUGCUGAAUGUUGGUGUGUUGUCAGUGUCCUCAGACAAUCUUUAAUCGAUUUAAUCUCAUCGGAAACCAGAAAUCCAUACUGUAAAUAAUCAAAACACAUCAAAUAAUUGCAAACUAGAUUGCAGUUUUCACAAUAAAAAGUAUCGGAACAAUU